Fusarium redolens is the source of this 4435-nucleotide messenger RNA. RefSeq lists its product as uncharacterized. Bases 253 to 4317 code for a protein of 1354 amino acids. The transcript is spliced from 4 exons. NCBI's taxonomy places the organism in Eukaryota, Fungi, Ascomycota, Sordariomycetes, Hypocreales, Nectriaceae. The record is from RefSeq and is a predicted model, not a curated record.
CAACGCCUGAGCUUCCGACGCGACUUCAUGCAUUCGCCUAGGAUUUGUAACCUCCCCCAAAAACCAUCGUUUACGAUAUCGUUGUCACUAUUUUCGUACUGAAUGGGGGCGAUUUGCGAAACGAACGGCUAUUCGGCCUGAUUUCGCGCAUACGAAUUUUCGAGACGUUCUUUUCUUUGCGACUGACGACAUCUCUUUCUCGAGCGAAACCCCACUACAGCUUCACGCGCAUCAUGUCAGAAGCUCGACAAGAUGCCGACUUCACUACACCCGCAGGCUAAAUUCGAUCCUAUUCCGCCUGAUUUGGACUUGUAUAGCUUGGUGGACAAGACCCCAAAUUUCAAAUGGGUUCAGCGUGUGUCAAGAAACCAAAUACGCAAUCUUGGACAACAAGAGUUUGAGAAGCUGGUGCUGAUCCACGUCAUCGCUGGCGGCAAACCCCUAGUCAUUGAUGGAUGGGAUGGAGUUCUGCCAAAAAGGCUUUUCGAUGUCCGUUGGCUGGAGGAGACGUAUGAUAAGCAACAGGAAAAUGUGAGAGACAUCAAUGCAGGUUCGGAUAUUCCUAUGACGAUGGGACAUUACCUACGAUCGAUGCGACAACUGGCGAAUCAAUGGACACCGACAAAUUUCAGAGACGAGCGCCGUCAGCGCCUUUACUUGAAAGACAUUGACUGUCCUCCCGAGUGGCACGAUGCACUGCAAAAAAACGCCAGCGAAGCCGGUGGCUCGCAACAAAAGGAAGACGCCUUCCGCGAUGAAGCUGCUGCAGCACCAGCUGGUGAUUUGAUGUCCAGCUUACCAGAAGAAAUGCGAGCCCAAAAUCUUAUGUGUUACAUUGGACAUGAAGGCACAUUUACCCCAGCACAUCGCGAGAUGUGUGCAUCGUUGGGUCAAAAUAUUAUGGUAGAAGCAUCAGAAGACGAGAAGGGCGAAAAACCAGGAAGCUCCAUCUGGUUCAUGACGGAAAGCAAGGACCGCGAGGUUGUUCGAGAAUACUUCCUCUCCAUGCUGGGACACGAUAUUGAGAUUGAAAAACACUUUGCUCAAAUCAAUGCGUGGAAGAAAGCACCUUUCGACGUUUAUGUCGUUGAGCAGCGAGUCGGUGACUUCAUUCUCAUUCCGCCCUUGGCAGCACAUCAAGUUUGGAAUCGUGGUACUCGAACGAUAAAAGUAGCAUGGAAUCGCACGACUGCCGAGACCCUAGAGUUGGCGUUACAUGAAGCCCUGCCGAAGGCUCGUCUUGUCUGCCGCGACGAACAGUACAAGAAUAAAGCCAUCAUUUUCUUCACUUUACAGAAGUACUAUCGCCAACUUCAGAAGCUGGAGGAUGAUGCAGAGAUGACUUCGAUGAGUUUCCUAGGACUUGGUCAAGACAUUCUCAGGAGCUCACCUCGUGCUAGACAGCUUGCGGGUGACUUUAAGAAGCUAUUCGGUCUGUUUACUGAGAUUCUCAUUGAUGAAAUGUUCGCACACAAGGAGAAGGAGGUAGAGUUCAUCGAGUUUGACUCGUGCAUCACAUGCUCAUAUUGCCGUUCAAAUAUCUUCAACCGAUUUUUGACUUGCAAACAUUGUACUCGGAUGCUGAUGAACGGCGAUGAGGAUACUUAUGACGUCUGCAUGGAAUGCUACGCCAUGGGACGGUCUUGUGCCUGCCUUUCGGGUCUUCAGUGGUGCGAGCAAUGGUCUUGGGCUGAUCUGGUCAAUAACUACGAGGAUUGGCGUUCAAUGAUUAUCAAGAAUGACGGAUUUGUUGACUUUGAAACCUCGCCUCAGCCCUUGGAGAUCGCCCGACAGCGUUCAGGAAAGAAGUCCUUGGCACAAAUUUGCCAAGAAGCCUUGAGAAGACGGCCUUGGAAAGACAUCACUCAGCCAGAACGCGAAGUUACACCAAGCGAGUCGGAGCCUGAGGUCGAUGGUGAAGGAAAGCCAAAGAAGAAGUACAAACGCAAGAAAAAGAAAGGAGAGCUCAGGAGAUGCCACGUCUGUUGUCACAAGGACUAUGCCUACCGAGUACACCAAUGCACCAACCCUGGCUGCACCGAGUCCUAUUGUUAUGGCGUUCUUUAUCGGGCUUUCGAUAUGUUACCACAGAAAGUGCUUGAGGAUGAGCAAUGGCAAUGUCCAAAGUGCUUAGGCAUAUGCAAUUGUGGCCACUGUCGCCGCCAAGGAAAUACAGACCCCUAUACACCAAAGAAUACUUUGCUGGGACAUGAUACCCGCCCGAUUGCCGAUGAUCGAAGUGUGGAAGCACUUGUCGACUUCCGAGUCCACAACCUCUCAUGGUUGAAGGCUGCUGGAGAGGAAAGUCGCAGCAAGGACAGCAGACGAAUGAAGAGGCUAAGAGAGCAGGCCGAUAAUGCCAAGGCACAAGAUAUUACCGAGCAGGAUGAAGCAGAUGAGUUCAUGCAAGACGCAGAGCAUGAUCCUCCUAGUGGUAUGCACGUACCUGGCAUGAACGGCUACGGAGAUCAGAGUCAUGUUCUUGGUCAAGGCGACCAGUCUAUGGCUGAUAACACUAUGGAAGGGCCAUAUCCACCAUACCCCGAAGAGAAUACUGGACUGGGCGAUCAUUCCAUGGCAAUGGACAUGUCACAGGCUGAAGACGCUGAUACUUCCCUCUACCCCGAUCCUUCACUGGUGGCACGACAGCGCAUUGGUAUGGGAUAUUAUGAACCAGACGACACACCCGACAAGAUUCUUUUUGAUCCUUUCCAGGCUCCAUCUGAGGAAGCCAUGCGACCGUCCGAGCCGGAUAUCCCUGAGUUUGUCAAGAAGUCUAUCCGCGCAGCCAAGAGAAAGGCCAAACGAGAAAACGAGGAUCCCGAUUUUGUUGUUGGCAAGUCCCACCACAAGAAACCUCGUCUCGCGGCCGAACCAGAAGCAGAUUUUCUGGAUAGUAUGGACCCUGCCUUAUUCAAUGGACCGCCAGCUGCCCCUGAGGCGGUCAUGGAUCAGCCUGGCCAAGACACAAGGGACCCGAGUACUGCACAAGACGCUGGAACAGAUGGUGCCCAGAACACACCAGAUGAAACCCCUGCUCCUGCUCCUGCUCCAGUCCCAUCUAAGAAACGGGGUCAGCUGCUGUUUGAUGCAAAUGAGCCCGAACUUCGACACGCCAAACCCAUAGCAUCAUAUGUGGAGGCGGACGUAGAUUCCGAUGAGUUUGGGGAAGAGCGCACGCAAGGGACAAAACCUAAAACACCCGCCGUUGGCGCACAGGGAGAGAAGAAGUCGGCUGUUGAUCUGGCUGCUGAUGCAGUUCGUGCCUUAUUCGGGACAUCAUCCCCUGCACCGCAACCCUCCAUCGAAAAAGACCCUGAGUCUGUCCUUGAGACCAAGACUCCGCCUAAACGCCGUGCUAGUUCUUCCAAGAAGCCAACAGGCGGCCAGAGAGGUUGGCCCAAGGGUCGACCUCGAAAAUCACGCUUGUCUCAAGUUUCAGCCGCGGAUGAUUCAAAUCAAUUCGCUGACGAGUCCAUCCAAGACCAAAGCGACAACAGUGACGUCGAACACGAGAGAAUGGUUGGCGAAUUAGAAGCACAGCUAGCUGCCGAGCUCGGUACGGUUCCUUCGGAGGCUGUAGCGGAGCCUCCUCAACCCCGACGCCGAGGAAGGCCUAGGAAAUCUGGUGUAACCACCAUUGCAGCUGGAUCAUCUACUGUGGACCCUUCUGAAGAAGACGCCCGGUCCAUAUCAGGCAACCCUAAGGAUCGAGCCUCGCGAACUAUCCGCCGUACUCGACGAUCAGAGGGUGUUGAUAAUGAAUCUGCUCGCGAUUCUGCGUCUCCACCACCGCCCAAAUCGGGUAGCGGAGGAACGCAGCUUAUGUCUAUGGCUGAACGAAUGGCACUUAAGGGGAAGAAAUUCAAGAUAGGCAAACGCAAAUCCACAACUGCCUCCACCAAUGUGACUGCAGCACAGUCAGGAGCGUCAUCACCCGCGCCAACCUUCAACGCCCCUCUGGCGGUAAUGGAUGAGCCGGCAGCAGAAGAGCCGAAGGAGGCUGCUCGUAGUCCGAGUCGGCACAGUGAAUAUUUCGGCAAUAGAUCACCCUCUCCAUCCUCGGUCCAUCAUGAAAGCUCGCGCAGCCCUUCGCCACCACCUACAACUCAGCGACCUACACAGCCGACAGUUGUCAGAAUUGGUGAUACAGAUUCAGAAGCAGAUAUGAGCGAUUCAGUGUCUGCUUCAGGAUCAGAUUCCGGUAGUGACGGGGAUAUUCCAGCAAGACGUGGCGCUGGUCGUGGAGGCCGAGGAGGUGGGCGAGGUCGAGGCAGAGGUAGAGGUAGACCAAGAGGUAGUGGAAGGGGGCGUUGAAAGGCGUAGAAAGCGUGUAUGGGUGUUUCAUUUAACGGGCACAUUGAUACCAAUGCUGGAGGACUUUGAAGCAUAUGCGUUUACAAUUUUUCGGAUCAUAGGUUAGCGAUAGGGGUUA